CCGACAGACGCAAGAAGACGUCGGCAAUACGUGUCGUUUGGGCACGACUCUGAGACUAUAUAACGACAGGGAGUCCGGGCAAAAACAAACGACGCCAUGGCCUGCAAGUACUGCAUUCUCAUCAUCUUGGCCGUAGCGCUCUCUUUAGUGGUCGAUGCAGGGCGUCCACCGAAGGGGCUUCCGAAACCAAGAAUCCAGUUGAAAAAGCCGAACCGCCUGCAGUCUCACCAAAUCGCCACCGAAUGCGUGAAGCUAGCAAAAAAGGGCUACAGCCCAAGCAGCACACCGCACAAGGACUUAGAAGACUGCCACGAGCCCUGGGAGAAAAAUGAUAUGCUGGAUGACUUGCCCAACUACUUGGCCAGUAUGAAGCGCUGCACGGAAAGCUCCGCCUACUACAAGCUGGAGCGCUGCGUCAACGCACGCAUUGCGGCUCUUGGCUAGACGCAAAUCGAUAAGGAUGAGCUCCGCUCCGUGAUACUGCAGCGCCCAUGUUUUCAAGAAACUGCGCGUUUAAAAACCUGGCGAAGAAUUCUGAGCAUGGGUAGUACAAACUAAUCUAGUUAAUUCUACGAAGAAAUAGUUCGUAAAUUACGAACUAUUUUCUUUGCAAGCUACGUAUGCUUAAAAUACUUUUCAUGUAGAUACUUUACUUUAUAUGUAUGAAUUAAGAAGUUUGUGAGGUUUCCAGAGUGAAAAACUCUCGUGUUUGGACUCGUAAGUGCAACUAAACUUGCAAAACGAGAUUUAAGAUAAGUUAAUAAAUUGAUGGUUCUGACAUGGGAAGUACAUGGACACGAGAAGCUUUAAGGCCGCACAUACACUUGAUAGAAAAGAAGAUUAACAUCUCAGAAAAUCAGUUGCGGCCGGCGAAAACCCCACCUCCGAAAAAAGAAGGGAGGGGGGGAAUAAGUACUCCCAAGCUGCCCAAAAUAGGGGGUAACUUCUCAUGCCUCUCAUUUUGGGUAACUCCCUAAUUUCAUGGCUGUCAAACCAAUCGUAGUCAUGCGAAAAUCAUCAUAGCUUGGUGAAAGAAGUUUCAUGGACACAGGUCAAAAGACAUAAAAUUUAUUGUCUCAAGUAACUUCGGUUACCGGAACCGACUUCGGCCGUCAGAGGGCGCAACUGUCGUCCUAACGGCUGACAAAAUUCAAACUGUUUUCGAUUUCACAACGAUUCGGAUUAGAAGUAGGAUGCCCAACAACUUGCCACUUUGAGUCCUAGAGGGGUGCAUUUUUGAUUCGAGCUAACUUUGUUAACUGGUCGUUCACUGGUGCUGAUGGCGAUCAGGUUAUCCAUUUGACUCGCUUGGAUAGAUGACAAACCAUUCUCUUCGAUUGUGACGUGGUUCAUGACGAUGUAAAUGGUUCGCUUAACGAAAACGGCAUCCAUUUGGACACCGACUAAGAUUUGAAUAAAAUUGCGGUAAAAUAUGAACAGCAUUUGCGACUGUUCGAAAUGGACGGGACAGACUAAAGUUGUCGAUUAUCCCCCCCUUUUUUUCCUAAUUUGAAGGUGAUGCGACUAUCACUGCUGUGUAAAAUCCUCAUCGACCCUCUUGCAUGUGUCGACCAAGCAUCCUGGAGCGAGCGACCCUUCAACAGUUCGUAGACGAGUGGGCACGCUAAGUGCGGCCCAUCCACCGCCGGUUCAAGCCACGCCAUGGCCGCCAGGGGCAGCCCAAUCCAUUACCUUGUCGACGCUGGGCGCGGGCGUGCAGAGGCUCCCGAGAAAAGACACUCGCACGGUACGCACACCGUUACACAGCGUAAGUGUUCCUGCUCCGAGCGACAAUAGACAUCAAAAUAUCGUGACUUUUCUGCAAACGCGCUCGUUAGGCACACAUAUAGAACAGCGUGCCUGACCGAGAUCCCGUGGGUCCUCAUGCAGUCUCCAUAAAACCUCCGUUAGCAAACCAGUCACUCCUUCCGAAGCUAAACAACAUAUCACUACUUUAAAUGGGUCCAGCUUACUGCUAAGACUAAGAGAUUGGAGGAAAGCCGCGGUAAAAAUAGUACCUGGUGUUCCCAGAAAGCCUAUGGUAAAGACAAGGGCGAUUUCAAGGGGGCUCCCGGAAAACGUGCAGCGCUCUGGCACUUCCGGUUGUUCAAUUAAUGAAUUUUGGCCGAUUUUUGCGAUUCCUAGCCUACUAUGCACUGUCAUUCAUUGCAAUUGCCGCCGUGUAUUAAAAAAUCAUCCAAAUGUUUUGCAAUGAGGAAUAUCUGAAAAUCUGCAAUUGGAAAAGUUAUCCCGCGCCGAAGAAUCUGCAGCCUGAAUUGUACACUGUGCCAAAAAGCUACGGAAAAUUCUGCAAACAGCUUGUGGUAAUUCUCCGUUGCCCCAUUAUCAAUAUUCUCACGUACAUUGUUCGCCGUAGGACUAUUCAGUCUUCCAGGUCCUACGGAGAAGACUUUACGGUCCUACCGAAGUUCUGUACGAUCCUACCGAGAAUAUUGAUAAGGGGGCCACGGAGAAUCUUGGCAAAAAAAAAAUUAACAGAGUUUUCCGUACUUCUUUGCCACAGUGUACUAAGCAACUUGUGUCACACUGUAAUUUGAAGUGACUAAGAAGGGCAGUUGUAGAGUGACUUCAUUGUUCAUAAAGUAUUCACCAAUGUUCUAUUUUGUUUCAUCAGAUAACUAGCUGCAGUUCAACUACAGUUUACUGCUGUUUAAAUGCAGUUCAAGUACACUGUACUUAAACUGUGCUCUAACUGCGUAAAACGAAAUAACUUUUUCGGGUCUUUCCAGUUUUAACUGCUGUUUGAAGACAACAGAGUCAUGAAGAAAGCUUCCAUCAUGACUGUGUCACCACUGGUGCCUUCGCGUCAGCGCGAAGAGGUCCACUCCUUCUUCGACGGCCUGCAGCCGUUGGCGUACGUGGCUGCCGUGCUCGCCAUCGUGCCCAUCGGCCUCCAACCAAUUCGCAUCUGCUUCGAUCCCAGACGAUCUACCCUGGUCUACGCUCUGGUGGUGCAAGGCUUUGUCGUAUGGGCUUUGCUGACAACGUGGGCCCAACACCAGAAGCCCUCUUCGGACGAGGAUUGGGCACAAAAGUUCCAUCGCACGCACACCUUUGUGCACUUGAUGGGCUGGGUUGUUGUGCCAGUCGUGUGGGUCGAAGGCCGCAACUUUGCACGCCUGGAAUCGAUGGGCCAACACGUAAUGAAUGACUUCGGCGACUUGAUAGAGGGCAGUGCUGGGCAGCGAUGCUUGAAGGUCUGGGUAGCUGUGGCCCUGGUGGUGCUGGGGCUGAACGAAGGGUCCUCGCGAAUAGCUUUCGCUCAAUACGGAAACAUGCUUUUCCCGGCCAUCCCCGCCCACAUGUACAUCAACUGCCUGCUCGUCCUCGGUGUUGCCGUGCCCGCUCUGUGUUGCCGGCGCGUGCAGGUCGCUGCCAACAGCCUGGCGAACACCUUGCGAAGGGAGCCGCACCGCGGCCAGCUGACACCACAGCGUGCCACCGCGUAUCGCGGGGCCUGGUUAAACCUGGCCAAGCUCAACGCGCAGCUCAUCGCCACCCCCGUCAGCACGCUCCUACUUGGAGGCGUGCUAGUCUUCAUGGUCGUCCUGCACAUGUACGAGGGCAUCGAAAAGACGUCAACGAAUAACUCUCAGGUGGGGCUCGCACAAACUAUGGCAGGAUGGCUUCAUCUCGUGCUGCUCUUUGUGUUGUGCGAAAUACCUCAUCGUUCUUCGGGAGCGGUCCGUGAACAAUUCAUAGACGUCUUGCAAAAACCGUAUGCACAUGUUUGCGACCCUCGCACUUGCGAGGAGCUCCAUCGGUUUCUCGAGGUAGUGUGGUGGAGCACUUCAACGACAACAAUUCUGAACACCUUCGAACUGAAAAGAAGUACCUUCAAAACGGUAAUGGCUGUGUCGUUCACCUACGCGAUGGUUAUGUUCCAAUUCCACGUUAGCAUGGAAACGCCGUGCCGUCCACCUGCUAGCGUGUCUCAGCCCUAGAGCUUCGUCGUGUGCAAAGUGGACUGAGCAAGGAUCAACAAUUUAUAGCCAAUUUUUUUUUUAAAGAAAACACAUGAAUACUGUUGAAACGUUGUUAUAAUACGACUUAAAAACUACAGUGUAUUUUGGUACGACAGUGUACCGUACACCCAGGACGCCCCGUUCUCAAUGUCAGUACGGAAUCUGUAUUCUUCACUCGAGUCCUUUGAACUUGCACACAGUACUUUCUUGCUG
Thrips palmi is the source of this 4199-nucleotide messenger RNA. RefSeq lists its product as uncharacterized. The transcript has 11 exons. Bases 2781 to 3965 code for a protein of 394 amino acids. The record is from RefSeq and is a predicted model, not a curated record. NCBI's taxonomy places the organism in Eukaryota, Metazoa, Arthropoda, Insecta, Thysanoptera, Thripidae.